GGACUCAAUUCAACUGUAAGUAUAUGCUUUUGGAUGUAAAAUAUAGCUCUACAUUGUCUCAGUUGGAAGAUAUGCUCAGAUCUAUGAGGAGACCCUGAUCAGUAUAUAUGCUUACAUCAGUCCCACUCCAAAUAUUCCCUUGUCUAGCCCCUAUUUCUGUCUUGUUUCCUUUGCCCUUUUUCCUUCUAGUGACAGGAUCAAGAUCCAAAGUUUUCUAAAGCUAGUUUGUAAAAAAUCUGGUGGAGCUGUUGUUACAAAGGAGCUUUACUCAGUGCCAGAUAACCCACCAAUAUUACACAACAUUAUCAAUGCUGUGUGAAAGCGUUUAUGGUUAAUGGGACACAAUAUAUUCUUUUUUCCUUUUGUUGGUUCUCUUUCGGUUCUUAGGUAUCUCCCCACCACAACUGGGGCUGGGGCUCAAACACAAUUCACACUAUUGUGUGAUACCCAAUAUUCCUUCCUCAGUACUUGGAACCAUGGAACAAUGUUCCAUGUGAAAUUUGAGUCUCUCUUCGUGCACCUGCUAUUCGAACUUAUAACCUCAAAGAAACAUUGUAUCAAUCCAUUAGAAUGUCUGGUUUUUCACUUAUCUCGUGUCCUAUACUUAUUUGUUGCUAUGAAGAUAAGAGUGGAGAAUGAUGCAAUCGAAUAUGGUGAGAGAUUUGUGGCAAAGUUCGAGAUCUUACAUUCAGUGGAUUGCAUUCCCACAUUGUUUGACCUUUGUCAAAUGCUGUGUCAUUUCCCCCUUUGUCAAGUAUGGAAUAUGUGUUUUUAUUUGACAAAUCGCACGUAAAAAGACAUUAAUCCAUUACCCAAGUGUUAUCAGCCAUCAUCGGAUUCCUUUGUGAUCAGGUCCAUAGGGGAUCAUAUACAGUAUGUAAAAGUUGGCCUUCAAUGUCUGGAUCACACGGCUGCUUCUUUAAUCUGACUUCUUUAUUCCUUAAAUUGUGUCCAAUACGUCAUUGCCUUUGCCAUUAUUCUAGUAAUAAUCCUGUUUCAAGUGGAAGUGCUGCACUGGAUAGGAACAAACUCACUAUAAAAAUGGAGGCACCCACAUUGUUUCUCCAAGAUAUAGCAAUACUCCCAGAGAUGGAAACAGGUGUGCUGGAGCAUAGCCUUGCUGCUUCCAAUCCUUUUUCUUCUAGUUUUGGAGAUGAGGGUUUCUACUCUAAAGCCCUAAUCAAAGGGACGAAACUCAGAUUGUUUGGCUUUGAUGUGAAUCCAUGUGCAAAUGAUGGCAAGCGUUCGGUGGAGUCAGAGGAAGGAGAUGAAAGUUUGAGUUCCUCGAACACACCUUCACCUUGGAAGGAGAAAACUCUCCAGGGAAAGAGUUCAACAAAGUUGCUGGAAGAGAGGAGGUAUGCUUGCCAGUACUGUCGCAAAGAGUUUGCAAACUCGCAAGCGCUGGGAGGCCAUCAGAAUGCCCACAAAAAGGAGAGAGUGAAGAAGAAAAGAAUGCAACUUGAGGCAAGACGGGCAAGUAUCAACCAAUAUCUUCAGUCUUUCCAAUCCCAUCCAAGGUUUACCGAGCCCUCUUUCAGCAUUCCAGAGUACAGCGUAUGCGAGUCUCCCAAUACCCUCAACCUCAUCCAUCACCAAACAUAUCUCAGUGACCCCCAUGAUCUGGAUUCAUUUGGCCAACAAGUAUAUGUUCCAUUCCAACAUGGAGAUAUGUUAGGCUGGGCAGAUGGAAGCAAGUGUUCCAGGGCCAUGCCUGGUGUAAUCAAGCCAUUACCUUUGCGCAUUUCCAGGCAAAGAUUGUAAAGAUAAGAUUCAGACUAGGCCGCCUAGUGACAUAAACAAAAUAUGCAGCCUCUCCUGAAAAUGGGUUGCAUCAUAUGUAGACAAAAAUGAAAUUAUUUCUCUGGUGUUUCCAAUUCUAAAAGAGAGGAGGUUGGUGGAUCCAACAAUAGCUAUUAACCCCAUGUGUAAAGAACUUCCAGAGAGUUUUUCUUCCUAAUUAUAUGCUA
Messenger RNA from Vitis riparia (riverbank grape), 1970 nucleotides. RefSeq lists its product as uncharacterized. The record is from RefSeq and is a predicted model, not a curated record. Gene Ontology annotation, cellular component: nucleus. The transcript has a single exon. Gene Ontology annotation, molecular function: transcription cis-regulatory region binding; DNA-binding transcription factor activity. Lineage: Eukaryota; Viridiplantae; Streptophyta; Magnoliopsida; Vitales; Vitaceae. Gene Ontology annotation, biological process: gibberellic acid mediated signaling pathway; trichome differentiation; trichome morphogenesis. Bases 895 to 1764 code for a protein of 289 amino acids.